AUGAUUUAUGAUUGUAUACGCAAACAUUUUGGAGUUAUUAUAGUUAUCGUUACAUUUAUUAGUCGCUGUGUUUUUGUUGGUUUCUGUUGGAGUUAUGGCACCGUUAUUGUUGAAUUAAAGAAAAAUUCAUCACUGACAGAUACUGAGCUCAGUUGGAUUGGAAGUUUUGGUCAAACUUUGGGUGGUGUAUUGGCACCGCUGAUACUUUAUUUAGUAACUCAUUGUGGUCAUCAAAUAAUAUUUAUUUUAUCCUUACUAACAUGUUCAUUCUCACUUUUAUUAUCAUCCAAUAUUAAAAAUAUUCACUUGUUAUUUUUAACUUACUCAGUACCAUACGGUUUUGCAAAUGCUUCAUUAGUGAUCAUCGGUACACUUCUUACAGGCAUCUAUUAUCCACCAGAACAUGAAUAUCAUCUAUUGACUAUAUGUAUAAUUUCAACAGGUUUUCCUAUCGGAUAUCAUCUAAUGAGUGCAAUUAUAUUUAAAUGGAUUCAAAAUGAUGGAUGGAUGGAAAUGAAUCGUCGAAUUGGAAUAAUAGAGUUUAUUUUAACUAUUGUACUUGGAUCAUUAUUUUCAUCCAAAUAUAUUUUAAUAUCACAAACUAAUACAGAAACGGAGAAAAACAUACGUAAAUUUUUUUCAAAAAAAAUUAUCUAUUGGAUGAUUGGAAUAUUUACUUCAAUGUGUUCAAUUAGCAAUUUUUUAUUACAUCUUCACAGUCAACUUGAAAUAUUAAAUAUAACGCCUGCAAAAGCCGAUUUAUGGUUUCGAUUACAUGGAUUAUUUGAUGCUUUAUUUCGUUUUUCUGUACCGUUUAUAUUAAAAUAUUUUCCAAUUAAAAUUAUUUAUUUAUUUUCAAUUGCUGCAUUUUCUGUGUUCAGUUUUACAUCAGCAGUCGUUACAUCACUUCAAUAUACCGUAUCAAGCAAGUUAUUUGAUAAUAAUUUAAGAGAACAAGGCUAUUGUUAUCAUGUAAUUGUAACAAGUUUAGGCACACUUUUUGGUCCUAUCAUUGGUGGUUUGCUGGUGGAUUUUACGGGCAGUUACAAAAUUUUAAUUCCUACAUCGAUUAUUUUAUUAUUUAUAAGUUUUAUCGGUUUUACAGCAAAUAUUUUCAUAGAUAACAGUAUUCCGGAGUCAACUCAUUAUCAUAAUCAAGUACAAUCCAAUCCGAAUAACAUGGAACAAAAUUGUUUAACAGAAAGAACGAAUCCAGCCCAUGAUAAUUUCGGCUAUAAAAAUUAG
Molecule: messenger RNA, 1245 nt
Organism: Didymodactylos carnosus
Lineage: Eukaryota; Metazoa; Rotifera; Eurotatoria; Philodinida; Philodinidae
Source: the annotation of a GenBank genome assembly